GGGGGUCCUCGGCCGGUGGGGAAGGGGAGAGGGGGGGGGCGAAUGAAAAAAAGAGGGGGAAUUGCGAGAUGCAGAGGGCGAUGAGGCAGCACUUUGCUUGAUGCGGCUUGAUGCUUGAGAUCGUAGAAGACAGCGCUCACGAGAGGUCAACGCCAGAAUCCGUCGAUCUGCAUACCGAGAUACAUUCCAUUUCGGUAUAUAGUCAGUACACAAUGAUACAAGUCAUAUGGCAUGUAUGACGCCACUCAUCUAAUACCCAUCGAUGUGUCGUAUUGCUUCUUCUCUGGAGUUCCGAAACGCGUCGACAGGACCGAGCCGUAGCCGCCGCGCACCUGUCGAAGCCUGGGACCGGCUGCUCGACAGCCGAUCUGGUCCUGUCCAAGCCGAAAACAAAUCCUCCUGUCGAACGCUAUGCCCACCAAGACCGGCCGCUGCUGUUCUGCUCCUGUUCAAUCCCGCGCCCACAUUCGAUGCCCAAUUUCCAUCUUCGGCCACUGGCCGUCCUGCCCACCCAGUUAAUCACCUUUGCCCAUUAGUGAAUGCAUUACCUCAUUUACAGAAUCAUUUGGAAGAAUGCUCGAAAUGCCUGAUUCGUCGAUUCCCAUUUGAUUCUGCAUGUCCAACAUAGCUGUUGCUUAUACAACCCCGCUGCCCUUUCCUCCCAUUCUCCCGAACAGCAAGCACGGAAAGACAAGAACAAAGACGAAGCUCACCAACAUCACCAAACGUCUGGGUGUCAGGGGGCUACCUUCCUUAGGCUAUGCCUUCAGAGCUCGCCGAGGGGUAGAGACGAAAUGGUCUGAGAACUCGAAGUGAGUGGCCAGACCAAUGCCGAAGGAAGAUAGCGUUUGUACGAGUGUGUUGAGCGAGAGAGAAAAGUGUGUACUAGAGAAGACAACAAUAGUGGAUCGAC
This is a messenger RNA of Cryptococcus amylolentus CBS 6039, 913 nucleotides long. RefSeq lists its product as hypothetical. Bases 263 to 628 code for a protein of 121 amino acids. Lineage: Eukaryota; Fungi; Basidiomycota; Tremellomycetes; Tremellales; Cryptococcaceae. The transcript has a single exon. The record is from RefSeq and is a predicted model, not a curated record.